Macroventuria anomochaeta is the source of this 1941-nucleotide messenger RNA. RefSeq lists its product as uncharacterized. The transcript is spliced from 2 exons. Bases 1 to 1941 code for a protein of 646 amino acids. The record is from RefSeq and is a predicted model, not a curated record. NCBI's taxonomy places the organism in Eukaryota, Fungi, Ascomycota, Dothideomycetes, Pleosporales, Didymellaceae.
AUGUCUUCUGGGAACCCCUUCCGCGCAUCCCUCGCCCCCAACCAAGCACCGUCCUCGCCUGUCCCGCAGACUUCCUUCAUCACCCCUAAGACAAGCAGGCCUGAGGCUGGCACCCAGCAUGAUGAUGUGCCUGCCCACACCGUCUCCCCGCCGUCUAGGACAAAGAAGCAUGUUCGCAUAGAAUCCACCGCCAUCUCCAUCCCACCGCAACCGGACAUCUCCAGUCCAGAUGACUCUCCACACACGUCUUUUGCACCACAACAAGCCCCGGCCCAGCAUGCAGGUUCACCACCCCCUGCAUCCUCUGCUGCUUACUCGAAUAGCUCUCCUGGUGCAUACACGCGUGAACCAGGAAGAAGCUAUGGUGUGGCGGCACCAGAUAGCAUAGCAAUCUCGAACACUGCCUCUGGGAUGAGCUAUUCAGCUAUAUCUCCAUCUGUGGUCCCGGCGAAUCCAUUUGCAAAGACACUCGCGUCCAUGGAGCCGCAGAGGGCAGGUGGGGAGGACCGGGCAUCUGCGGAAGGAGCGGCCCAAGGCAACAACAGAGCUUCUCUCGAUGUGGAGAGCUUCAAGAACAUGCUCAUGACAGGUAAGCCGUAUCCACGACAAACCACGCAAGCCUCGCAGCCUCCUACCGCACCGAGCACUGCAAGUGCAGCUAUAGUCGAGAGUGGUAGCAGCACAGACGCGUCAUCAACAUCCCGGCAGUCUUUACUUGAACCUGCGCACGAAGCAUCCGUCGAGUCCCCAAGGACUUCAUACGAGAUGGCGCGUUCAGACGAAGACGAGGUUGCUGGUCUGACACCGGAGAGGACAAGAUCGAAGAGGAAGCCACCGCCGGCGCCAGCACACCGUCACGGCAAGCUUGUGUCGCCGCGACAGCCGCAGACAGUACCGUUUGACAGCUUUGCAGCGACCGAGGCCGCUCCGUCUCCUGUGACCAGACCACGAAACACAUCAGACACGAACAAGCCACUCCCGCCGGCUCCCGUAGUGUCACCACCACCACACAUUGAUAAUCCAGAAAAGACACGAAACAACACAUCGCCAAUGACUGAGAAGCUGGACGAGUCGUUAAGUCGAUCGAACUCUCUUCAACAGAAAAGAGCACCUCCUCCAGUCCCUCUAGCUCGCAGACAGAGCCAGCUACGACACUCCUCGACAGAAAUCCGAUCAAGAAGCAGUUCCUCCUUGACACUGUCUUCGCAGCACUCCCUCGAAGUGCCAGCUUCUGGUGUAAUUCCUACAUCUGGCGAAGUUGCAAGUAAUGCAACCACAACAGCGAGUUUGAAGUCACCACCACCUCCCCCGCCUUCCAGACAUGGCGCACGGCUGUCAGACAUCGGCUUGUCGAGCGCCGAUUCAUCAUCCACCGAGCUACCCCAACGAUCGACUUCAGUGCGGACUACGGGCUCAUCAAAAGGUCCGUCCUCCAGAAGAAGUACACUAGAAGGCGAAUUCGAGUUGCCCAUAUCACGCGCAGCGUCGAUAGCAUCAAAACGCAACAGCCACAUCGCAUCCAGCGAAAGCACAGGCGGCGGCAUGCCUCCACCUCCUCCUCCGCCCCGACGAAGACCAGGAUCCGGCCGUUCAAGUCUCGACCAGCAACGACCAUUCAUACCUUCAUCGUCACCUACAGAAAGCCGGCGAACCAGUACAGAGCACAGACGUACGAGUGCCGAUCUGCGGCGCACCAGCUUGGAUAACAACAGGAGGACUAGUGGCGCGAGCGAGCAUUCUCUGCGGCAGGACUACGCGCCGACAGAAGAGAAGACAGGCAACGAAUACGCCCUGUAUUCGCCGAGGGAAGAGGCUGAGGAUAUGUUGGCAGGUGCGGGUACAGUAGAGGGGAGGAAAGACUCGAACAACAUCCUUGACGAUAUGGAGAAAUUCCAACGAGAGAUCGAUGAGUUAAGGAGUCGAUACAAGCAAGCGGGAUAG